AUUUUCAAUUUAUCCAAAAAACGCAAUGAUCUAAGCCGUUUGCAUUCAGUUGUUGAACUUGGUUGGCCGGAAGAAUUAGCACCACCACUUGAUCGACUUUGUUCAAUAUGCAAAUUAAUAGAGAAUUGGUUAUCAGCAAAUGCGCAAAAUGUCGUUGUUAUUCAUUGUAGAGGUGGUUCUUCACGAGUUGCUAUUGUCAUCACUGCAUAUAUGCAUUAUAUUACCAUAUGUUCCACUAAUGAUGAAAUAAUUAAAAAUCGUUCUGCUUUACAACAAUUUAGUGAACAUUAUUUUGGAUCAAAUAUACAACCAUCACACAAACGAUAUGUAAAAUAUUUUUCAUCACUUCUUUGUGGACGAACAAAAAUUCAACCGGAAACCGUUUAUUUGCAUAAUAUUAUUUUGACGAAUUUUUUUGAUCGAAAUGUUUUAUUUAAAAUAUACGAACGUAUGCAACCGAUUCAUACAACAUCACUUAAGGUUGUAACAGAAAGUAAUAUAUUUGAAAUGAAUGAUUUACCGUUACGUGGUGAUAUUUUGGUGAAAUGUUUUCAACGUACGAGUAAUGCUGAACGUGUGCUAUUUUUUCGAUGCCAAUUUAAUACAUGCACAUUUGAUUUAUCAAAUCAUAAUGAAAACAUUUAUAAAUUACGAUUUUAUCGCGAAGAAUUGGAUAAUAUCUAUAACGGUAAAUAA
Messenger RNA from Cercopithifilaria johnstoni, 696 nucleotides. NCBI's taxonomy places the organism in Eukaryota, Metazoa, Nematoda, Chromadorea, Rhabditida, Onchocercidae. The record is from the annotation of a GenBank genome assembly.